AUGGAGAACUCCAUCAACUUAACAGCAUCAAAGAUUGAUCUUAUGACAUUAGAAGAACUAAGAGAUCCUAAUUUAAUCAGUCGCUAUCCGCCAUUAUUUCAACGAAGGCAACAUUAUGUGGCUGUUGAUGACAACUCACAAACCAAGUUCGGUCGUUCACUAACUCAGCAACAUCAAAAUAGAUCCAAGGUGUAUGAGACAGCACACCUGGCUUUAUUCAAUUAUCCACAAUCACAAUCACAAGCACCCGCACAACGGCCUCCAGAACAGUCCGAAAUUUCCCUAAACUCAACUUCUUCACACAAGGAAACAACAGAAAAGAAACCACAUCGAAGUUCAACCCUCUUUUUCAAACAUCGUUCCAAGAAAACCAAAAAGUUGGAAAGACAAGAAACUUUAAGGAGAUCAAUCAGCAAGCCAUACCUUCAAGCUAAUGACCAAAAAGAGCUAGAACAACCAACCAACCACUCCGAUACUAUUGAACCAAUAUACGUUCAUGCAUUGUAUCCUUAUAGAACCAAACGAUCCAUAAAGAUCAAAAGGGAUGUAUCAUUAUCACCUGAUGAAUCAAGAAAUGAUCAAACAGGGGUGGCAAUGUCUCCGAUGUCACACCACCGGUUAAGAGUCAUUCGAGGUCAAACUCGUCUCCCAAAUUCGCCAGGACAACAAUUAUCAGCUAUAAAUAGUUUAGUUGUGCCACCAGUUGGAUCAAGUCAAAUCAUUGGUAACCCGGCAAAUUAUUCUAGCACAAUUGUCCAUCCCAAUAUGCGACAAGACCAACUAAAUAAUAACAAUAGACAACAACUAAACUUUAUACGAUAUGAUAUGAUGAAUUUGGAUAAUAGUAAUGCUUUAUCGCCAAUUAUUAAUGAAUCUGAAUUCACAUCAGCUCAAGUGAAUCAACAGCCAAGUCACAAUUUGAAUGAAAUUUUAAUUCCAACCUCGACAUUCUUUGUUCCAACAACAAGUGAUUCUGAUGAAAGUUAUUAUAGUGUUGAAGAUGAAGUUCCACAUUUCGCCACUGUAAGCAACACAAAUGAUAUUAGAGUACAUGCUCGUUCGCAGCAGCAGCAGCAGCACCACCGUAAUCAUCAUCACCAGCAUCAUCAUAUUCGUCAAGUGUCUUCGCCAUUAUACAGAUUCAAUGAUAGUCAAACAACAAGGUAUGCUCUGCCAUUUGCCAGACAGAGCGAUUCACCUGUGAGAGGAAGGUGA
This is a messenger RNA of Lodderomyces orthopsilosis Co 90-125, 1215 nucleotides long. RefSeq lists its product as uncharacterized. Bases 1 to 1215 code for a protein of 404 amino acids. The record is from RefSeq and is a predicted model, not a curated record. Lineage: Eukaryota; Fungi; Ascomycota; Pichiomycetes; Serinales; Debaryomycetaceae. The transcript has a single exon.